Molecule: messenger RNA, 1221 nt
Organism: Aspergillus wentii DTO 134E9
Lineage: Eukaryota; Fungi; Ascomycota; Eurotiomycetes; Eurotiales; Aspergillaceae
Exons: 5
Coding region: 1-1221 (406 amino acids)
Biological process (GO): ubiquitin-dependent protein catabolic process
Cellular component (GO): cytoplasm
Molecular function (GO): ubiquitin conjugating enzyme binding; ubiquitin binding
Source: RefSeq, a predicted model, not a curated record
AUGUCGGAAGAAGACAAGAAUAAUACGACCAGCAGACCACUGGCUGCACCACAUAGUCCUAAGCCAGAGUCCCCAACAACAGCACGACCUCUGGAUUUUGACGAUGAACCUCAAGAAUCUGGGUUGGCCUCCGCUCCUUCAGCUCCGUCCCAAAGAGGCACCACCGAAGCUGCCCCGCCAAAGCCACCGCGCCCAUUGAGCCCUAAGCAGCAGGCCGAAAGUACACUCAAGGAAGCGUUCCCGACUGUCGAUGCCUCCGUCGUGAAGGCAGUGUUGGUGGCUAGCAACUGGAACGUGGAACAGGCUUUCCAUGCCCUCCUUGUUCCUACAGGCAUGACCGAUCCCAAUGCCCAGGAAGACCUAGCACCCCCGAAACCCCCUCGUCCUUCUGCAACGCAGAGACAACUUGAAUCGGAUGAGAUGUAUGCGCGCCAGCUUGCCGAGCACUAUAACCGUCGUGCGCAACCCCGCUACGAGAAUGACCCUCGAUACGAGCAAACAAGAAGAGGAAGCGAACAGUCUGAGGAAAGAGAUUAUAGCUUUUUUGAAGAUGACCUUCCCGUGAUCCGCGACAACAUUCGCAAAGGGUUCUUGGAGACCCAAUCGAAGGUCAACUCCUGGGUACAGAAUCUAAAGAAACGGAUGGAUGGCGAGGAGGAGGCGGAAGGGUCUCAGCCCAGUCAGAGCUAUGGUGAAAGCCAAGGUUACAAUCGUCCAAGGAGGAGCGGUGAUAUGAGCCGUCGGAGUGGGGAUCGUGAACGUUAUGAUGCAGAUCCUCAGGUCUUGGGUGAUGAUUUCUCUGCACUCGAGCUGAGAGAUUCAGAAGCUCCUCCCGCACGCCCUCCUAGGCCACUCGCCAAUACCGAUCUUCAUAAGACCUCAUCCCCUUCACCCGAUAGACGCAAGGUGUCCUUCCAAGAAGGUCCACCUGAGGAGAUCGGCAACCUCUACGAUUCAUCUGAGCCGAUCAAGCCAGCAUCUUCCGCAAAAAGCAAGUCGAGCAAAUGGCAACCUCUGUCAACUGUCGAGCCGUCUCCUGUGGGGGAGAACGAUCCGUUUAGUCUAGGCGACAGCGACGACGAGAGAGAUUCAAAGCCCAAGGAUCAGAAUACUGCUGAUGAGAAUGAUCGAACAAAAAAAGCUACGACCGAGGUAAUGGCUGGCGAUCUCAAUUCUGCAUCGAAGGACGUCAAUAAAACCGACAAUACUGGAAAAUCAUAG